Messenger RNA from Xiphias gladius (swordfish), 647 nucleotides. It is a transcript of the gene prl, whose product is annotated as prolactin. Gene Ontology annotation, cellular component: extracellular region. The coding region runs from base 1 to 639 and encodes 212 amino acids. Gene Ontology annotation, molecular function: hormone activity. The transcript has 5 exons. Lineage: Eukaryota; Metazoa; Chordata; Actinopteri; Istiophoriformes; Xiphiidae. The record is from RefSeq and is a predicted model, not a curated record. Gene Ontology annotation, biological process: positive regulation of receptor signaling pathway via JAK-STAT; response to nutrient levels; positive regulation of cell population proliferation.
AUGGCUCACGGAAGAACCAACGGAAGCAAACUCCUCUGGAUGGCGCUGUAUAUGGUGGCGUCGUGCAGCGCCGUCCCCAUCAGUGACCUGCUCGACCGAGCCUCUCAGCGCUCUGACAAACUGCACUCCCUCAGCACAACGCUCACCCAGGAGCUGGACUCCCAUUUCCCUCCUAUAGGUCGGAUGAUGACACCCCGCCCCUCCAUGUGCCACACCUCAUCUCUACAGACGCCCAAUGACAAAGCACAAGCUCUACAAGUAUCAGAGUCAGACCUGUUGUCAUUGGCUCGCUCUCUGCUCCAAGCCUGGGUGGACCCCCUAGUAGCCCUGUCGACCUCUGCUUACACUCUGCCUCACCCAGGACAAAGCAGCAUAUCCAACAAGAUCCAGCAACUGCAGGAGCACUCCAAGAGCCUGGGAGACGGCCUGGAUAUCCUGUCUGGCAAGAUGGGUCCAGCGGCUCAGACCAUCUCCUUUCUGCCCUACAGAGGAGGCAAUGACAUAGGCCAGGACAAGAUUUCCAAACUGAUCAACUUCCAUUUCCUGAUGUCCUGCUUCCGACGGGACUCCCACAAGAUUGACAGCUUCCUGAAGGUCCUGCGCUGCCGGGCGGCGAAGAUGCGACCCGAGCUGUGCUAAAGAGGGAG